Hemicordylus capensis (graceful crag lizard) is the source of this 2125-nucleotide messenger RNA. It is a transcript of the gene MALL, whose product is annotated as mal, T cell differentiation protein like. The record is from RefSeq and is a predicted model, not a curated record. Bases 40 to 522 code for a protein of 160 amino acids. Gene Ontology annotation, cellular component: membrane. Gene Ontology annotation, biological process: myelination. The transcript has 4 exons. NCBI's taxonomy places the organism in Eukaryota, Metazoa, Chordata, Lepidosauria, Squamata, Cordylidae. Gene Ontology annotation, molecular function: structural constituent of myelin sheath.
GGAGCGGAGCUGGAACUUACAGCUGUUCAGACUGUAGCAAUGGAUAACAAAACUUCAGGGCCAGCUUCUGGGUGCCCAACACCUGAAAAUAUACCUUCUGGUCUAGACGUGUUUAGAACAAUACCAUAUGCCUUGAUCCUGCCAGAACUGUUCUUUGGGUGCUGGGUAUGGAUCCUUGUAGCAGCCACUACUGUGUAUUUCCCGUUGCUGCAGGGAUGGGUUAUGUACGUCUCAGUCAGUUCCUUUCUCAUCUCCCUGCUGCUCCUAAUGUCCUACCUGUUCGGCUUCCACAAAAACUUUGCAUCCUGGAGAAUCCUGGACAGUCUUUACCACGGAGCCACUGGCAUCUUUUAUUUGAGCGCUGCAGUCCUGCAGGCUAAUGCAACAAUCCGCUCUGAGACUGAAGUGCGGCCUGAAGAACUUCUACCUCGCUACUAUCAGCUUAAUGCUGCGGCCACAUUCUUUGCAUUCGUCACAACUCUGCUGUAUAUUUUGCAUGCCUUCAGCAAUUACUAUCACUGAAAAAUGCUGUGGAAGAAAGUACUACGGGGGCAAAGUAUAAACACCACUUGGAGUUUGUGUUUCAAACUGAAUUGUUAAAACUGAUGUAAGAACAGAGCCCAGCUAAAUCUGUGGUUAUUCAGAACCUAGCACCUUCUCUCAAUUUACAUGAAAGAGCUAUUUGCUGUUGUAAAAAAACUGGACUAUUUACAUUGAACUGUUCUGCUAUGUUCUGUAUGAAAAUGUAAUAGAACUUCUAUUAUUAUGUGGUUCUCCUGAUCAUCCAAAAUUGUGGCCUGCUCCUCAUGUUAAAGGUAAAGUGUGCUGUUAAGUCAAUUUUAACUCCUGGCACCCACACAGCUCUGUGGUUUUCUUUGGUAGAAUACAGGAGACGUUUAACAUUGCCUCCUCCUGCAUAGUAGGAGAUGAUGCCUUUCAGCAUCUUCUUAUAUCACUGCUGCCCUCGUCGGGAUUUGAACCGGCAACCUUCUGCUUGUUAGUCAAGCAUUUCCCCAAUGCACCACUUAAGGUGGCUGCUCCCCAUGCUGUAAAGUCUGUGUAAAUAAUAUACUCAUUUAUUUAAACCAAUGGUUUUUUCAAACAUUCAGUCUUCAGGGAACCCUUCCAUGUGUAUUCAUCAAUCCAUUUUGCAAAGAAUUCUGGGAUAUAUUCUGGGGCACUUACUUGGUUCAUAGGAGGCCAUGGCUAGGCUCAUUUUCCUGCACACAGAUGUGCCCUAGAACACGCCUAACACACUUCUGUGCCUGCAACAUGGAGAAAAUUGCCAGUAGUGGACAAACUUCUUUCUGAAAGGCUUCUUUGCAUUUUCUCACAGCAGGCCCUCUUAUAAGCUUCCACACAACUCCAGGUCUAACGAUCUCUCAAAAUUGUGUGUACCUUUCAGGGCAUUUUGAUAAAACACAUUCAGCUUGGCUUCCACAAACAAAUUCUUUUCCCAGUAAUCACUGGGACAUACUUUGACUGACAUCCUGACUAAAUUACUCAACUGAAGUCCUAUUGAAGUUAAAUAGUUCUUCAGAGUAGCUCUUGAGUAAUACUAUUUAGUAAAUUAGUCUGGAUUGCAGCCGUUUUUUAAAAAAAUAUAGUCAUGAUGUCCAAGAUUAUUUAUACCUCAUCAACUUUUUAAUGGGAAUUAAUUCAUGAGAACGUGCCUGCAAGCAGCCACGGAUGGUAUUUAAAGUAUUUCUAGGGAGUACUUUUUGGAGUAUUUCUUCUGGUGGUCACUAUCAGUUGUCUCUGCAUGGGAGGGCAUUAACAACAACAACAACAACAAAUCACCAUGGUGAAGUAGUCAUAACCCCAUUAUGAUAUCACCAGGUCAAGAUGUACUGUAUGAAUUGGCCCUUACUUUUCAAACAAUGCUAAUAUACGUUUUUAAAAGAAUGGUUUCCCCUCUUUGUAAUUACAUAGAAUAUUUGCUUUGGUGGAGAAAUGUGAAGUAAUAUGUAAACCUGUAUGUAUUCCCACCCACCCCCUUCAUUUUGUAUUGUUACUUUAGUUGUGCUAGUUCAACAUGACUGACUUGUAUCCCUUCCCCUGGCUCAUAUGCAUCUCUUUGGCUUUUGUUGUAAAAUAAAGUCUAAGCAGAGAACUGCCAGAAUAA